UAUAUAUAUGUUUAAACAAAGGAUGGCUACAUAUGCAAAACAUCUUAAGAUAGAUGAAUCAGAAGUUACAAGUGUAUCACGUAGCGGUCGUGUAUGUAAAAAGUCAUCUAAACUAAUGUAUUUCGACUCCACUAAGUGUAAUAUUGGUAACAAAAAAAAAAAUCUUUCAAAACGCUAUAAAAAAAUUAAGCAAUCUCAAAAUACAGAAAAUGUUGAUAUACCAUAUGAAAGCCAGAUUUCAGAAGAUAGUUCUAUUAUUUCUAAAUCUCAAAAACGAUGUUCAAACACACUUAAGAAAAUUUCUGCAACAAAUCAAUCGAUUGAAAAAAAAAUAAAAUUUGAUAUAAAUUAUGAAGUGUCACAAUCAAGUAAUUAUGAAACAGAAUCAGAUUCAAUUCCAAGUAACAAUGGUUUACAAACUCCAGAUUAUACAAGUUAUGAUGAAGAUAGUCUAUAUUCUGAUGAAGAAUUAGUAAUUUCUAAAUUAAUAGCACCAGCAACAGAGCCUAAGAAACUUGUUUAUCCUAAUUUAAUGGUUGAAACUAGAAUUAAUUCCAUUAAUGAGGAUUCUGUUUAUACUGGAUAUAAACUGUGGUCAACCGAGAUGAAAAAAGAAAUACUUAAAAAAUUUCCAAAUAUGGAUAUUACAAUUAUGACAAUACGUUUGGGUGAAAUGUGGACUAAAAUGUCGGUUAGUGAUAGAAAUAAUUGGCACAAUCAAGCUCAACAUUUAACAGAAAAAUUUGAAUUAUUUCAGAAUAAAAUUAUUAUAGAUCAUGAAAGACAGGAUUGGUUAAAAUCAUGUAAUAAUAAUGAAGUUAAAAAUUUUCAGAUGAAACAGUCUCAUAAUGAAAUAAGAUUAAGAAAUAUUCAGUUGCAACCUAUUGAUGUUGCUGCUUAUCUUAAAUUAUUAGCUGAAAGUCUUAUAUUAAUUGGUACUCGUCUAAAACAGUAUGAUAAAUCUGUUAUAAUGUCAGAUUGUAUAACUGUCCUUUUGGAUUCACUGUUAUGUGCUAUGGCUAGUUUAAUAUGUCUUUCACAGCAAAUGUCAAUUAUAAAAAUAAAUAAUUUUACUACAUUUUUGAGAACAUUAGAAAAUAUUGCAUACAUAAUGCCUGGUUUGUAA
Ceratosolen solmsi marchali is the source of this 1126-nucleotide messenger RNA. RefSeq names its product HMG box-containing protein 4-like. The record is from RefSeq and is a predicted model, not a curated record. The transcript is spliced from 5 exons. Lineage: Eukaryota; Metazoa; Arthropoda; Insecta; Hymenoptera; Agaonidae. The coding region runs from base 8 to 1126 and encodes 372 amino acids.